AUGACGUUCAAUAUUAAAGGUAAAUGGCAGUCUAUAGCCAUCGAUUGCGAAGAAGGUAUUGAGCUAGAUCAGCUGCAAGGAUUAGUCUCUUUUGAAGAAUUAACCGAUUAUACUAUAACAGAUGGUACAGGAAAGGUCAGCGAAGUGACCAAUCGUUCCAAAAAUAAAUCUGUAAAAAAGACCCCCAAAAAGGACGCCAAUAAAGUUGAAGAAGAAAGUACUGUUGAAAAUCCACACGAUGAUGGAAAAGAUAACGUGAACAUGAAAGCAUGGGACUCGUUGCAAGUUCCAGAACCUGUCCUCAAAGCUUUAUCCGAUAUGAAUUUUUUAACACCAACUCCCAUUCAGUCGCUAUCUUUGGUAGCAGCUAUCCGUGAUAGGAAAGAUAUCAUCGGAGCUGCCGAAACGGGCUCAGGAAAAACGUUAGCUUAUGGGAUUCCAAUCAUUCAACGAAUUUUACAACUCAAGGCAGAUGGUAAGAAAUCGUCAAAAAGAAAGUGGGACAAAGCAAACAACAAGACAGAAGUGAUCAAAGAAACCCCAAGCAAAAAAAGAAAGCAUGAAAAAGGAGCAAAACCUACCAGCUCUACAAGUGACCAAAAAUCGUCAAAUAAAACUACAGUUGAUAAUAUGGAUAAUUCGGAAGUUGCGGAAAGCCCUGUAUACGCUUUAGUUUUAACGCCCACUAGAGAACUUGCACUACAAGUUAGAGACCAUUUAAGAAGUGCUGCCAAGUAUACCGACCUAAAAAUUGAAGCUAUUGUCGGUGGAAUAUCUCAACACAAGCAACAACGACUAUUAAACUAUCAGCCUGAAAUUAUUAUUGCGACACCUGGGCGCAUGUGGCAGCUAUUAAGCGAGGGGGAAAGCCAUCUACAAACCAUAAAUAAGCUACCGUUACUAGUGCUAGAUGAAGUUGACAGGAUGAUAGAAUAUGGACAUUAUGCCGAACUAUCAGAUAUACUGGAGAGAUUACCGGAACGUCCAUUAAGACAAACUUUGGUUUAUUCAGCUACAUUGACCAUAAAUAAGAAUAAAAAAGUAGAAAUGAAAAAAAGUGUUAAGAAGAAGUUAUCUAAUGAAAAAACAUUUGAUGCUCUAAUAGAAAAACUUAAACUUGAUAAAAAAGUGAAAGUCAUUAACCUAAUAGAAAAAGAUAUAACUGUAGAAACUCUUGUAGAAGCACGAAUCAAUUGCAUGGUUGAUGACAAGUUGAGCUGCUUGUACCUUUUUUGUUUACUUUUUCCUGGUAAAACGUUGGUAUUUGCAAAUUCGGUAUCUUGUAUUAAAAAAGUUGUCGAUAUCUUCCGCUUAUUGGAGCAACCGGCUUAUCCACUCCAUGCUAAGAUGCAACAACGACAGCGUCUCAAAAAUUUGGACAGGUUCAAAUCGUCUCCUAGUGGGAUUUUAUUUUGUACCGAUGUCGCAGCUCGUGGAAUUGACAUCAAAGAUAUUAAAUAUGUUAUUCAUUUCGAGUUGCCUAAAGCAGCUGAGCUAUAUGUUCAUCGCUGUGGUCGAACGGCUCGCGCUGCUAGCGAAGAUAUACCCGAAUUUCCUUUGGAUCGGUCAUUUGAAAGAGAUGUUAAGCGCCGGAUGGUCCUCGCCGAACGUAUAGUUAGCUUGGAAAAAACGUAUGUGUACAAUACAGCAAUUAUUGCAUGUGGUAUACGAAAUACGCGUAUGCGCAAUUAUAAAGUUAUCAACUUAUUGAUGGAUGUAUAUUAUCGUAUGACAGAGAUGCUCACAACGCAGUUGAAAUUACCGUUAACAACCCGCAACUUUUCUGGAAAUUUUCCCGCCACAAACGAAAUUCUUUCGACUCCUCGUUCCGAUGAUCCUAUUACGCCAAAUAAAGAUGAUAGUAUUGCGGGAAUAGAGGCUUUAAAAAAGAAGAAUAAGCGAAAAACUGCCGCAAGAAGAGAUGAUAGUAUUGUGGGAAUAGAGGCUUUAAAAAAGAAAAAUAAGCGAAAAACUGUCACAAGAAGAGAUGAUAGUAUUGCGGGAAUAAGAGCUUUAAAAAAGAAAAAAAAGCAAAAAACUGCCUUCAAGAAGAAAUAA
Messenger RNA from Trichoplax adhaerens, 2058 nucleotides. RefSeq lists its product as uncharacterized. Gene Ontology annotation, molecular function: nucleic acid binding; RNA helicase activity; ATP binding. NCBI's taxonomy places the organism in Eukaryota, Metazoa, Placozoa, Uniplacotomia, Trichoplacea, Trichoplacidae. Gene Ontology annotation, cellular component: nucleolus. Bases 1 to 2058 code for a protein of 685 amino acids. The record is from RefSeq and is a predicted model, not a curated record. The transcript has 14 exons.